CUUUCUUUCUUUCUCUCACUCAUUCUCUCCCCUCUCAGUGUCAAGAAAUCUUGGAGAGGAGGAGGCGGCGGCUCUGUCCUGGCAGGUCCCUUUCGCGAGGAUGAAAGCCCAGCUUCCCAGCCUGGGGGUGCAGUAGGCGGUGACCCCCGAGAGAAGAGGGAGCCCUCAACUUGUAGGCAGCGGUGUGUGUAAGGGGUGGGGGGGUCUCUCUUUUGGGAGAUCUCCAAACUCCUGCGCUCGGGACCUUCUUCGCCUCUGGACCGGCAGAGGAGGCGCCCCGGCGGCUGCAGCCCAGCCGAGCCCCGCCGGUCUCUCUCGCUCUCUCCCUGCGCCCCGGAGCCAUGCCGUCGCCGCCGCCGCUGCCCUGCCGGGGCUGGACGCUGGCUCUGCUCACGCUGCUGGUGGGGAUCCUGAUCUUCGCGGACAUCUCCGAGAUCGAGCUGGAAAUCGGGAAUUCUGGAAGCAGAGGUGCAAUCAGAUCGGCACUGAGCAGCUUACAUGGCAAACCUAAUAGAGCCGAAGUGUUAAUAAAUGGCUCCUUAUCUCCAGCUGUUGUUGACAGAAGCAAUGAAAGUAUUAAGCACCAUCCAGCUCCAUCCAAAUGGCAACACAACCAGACACUCUCUUUGAAGAUCAGAAAGCACAUCUUGAAAUUUUUGGAUGCUGAAAAAGACAUCUCAGUGCUCAAGGGAACUCUCAAGCCUGGGGAUAUUAUCCACUAUGUGUUUGACAGAGACAGCACAAUGAAUGUUUCCCAAAACCUCUACGCCCUCCUGCCCAGGACUUCACCACUGAAAGGCAAACACUUUCGGACAUGCGCCAUUGUGGGCAACUCAGGCAUCCUGUUGAACAGCAGCUGUGGAGAGGAAAUAGAUGCUCACAACUUUGUGAUAAGGUGCAACCUCGCACCGGUCCAAGAUUACACCCGGGACGUGGGGACCAAGACAGAUCUGGUGACCAUGAACCCAUCGGUCAUCCAGCGUGCUUUCGAGGACCUGGUGAACGACACCUGGCGGGAGAAGCUGCUCCAGCGCCUGCACAGCCUCAACGGCAGCAUCCUCUGGAUCCCAGCCUUCAUGGCCAAAGGAGGCAAGGAGCGUGUGGAGUGGGUCAACGAGCUCAUCCUCAAGCACCGCAUCAACGUCCGCACUGCCUAUCCAUCCUUGAGGCUGCUGCACGCCGUCAGAGGGUAUUGGCUGACAAACAAAGUGUACAUAAAACGCCCAACCACCGGACUGCUCAUGUACACCCUGGCCACGCGCUUCUGCAACCGGAUCCAUCUCUACGGCUUCUGGCCCUUUCCCCGAGAUCAAGACCAGAACCCCGUGAAGUAUCACUACUAUGACACUCUGAGAUAUGGCUACACAUCGCAGGCCAGCCCUCACACCAUGCCCUUGGAGUUCAAAGCCCUAAAGGCACUACACCAACAAGGAGCCUUGAAACUCACUGUGGGGGAGUGUGAGGGGGCCACGUAGGACGGGGUUUCUGGGGGACCCACUUUCCUAGAGGCUAUGCCCCAUGGGAGGAAGGGGGAGGGGGAGGCACAGAUGAGCAGCAAGUGGUGAUGGUGGUGGCAGUAGUGGGAUUGGUUUUCUUUGUUGACGUCCAGAAUGGGGGAUGCAUGAGACCUGUAUCCGGGGUACAGGUUGUGCUCUACCUCUGAUGGUGUUGCUGUUUGGUGUUCGCGGGUGGAACGUGAGGGACAGGACUGGUGAGAGAAGCAGCCCCAGACAGGGGAGAGUGGCUGGGUGCAGAAGGGGGUUGGUACUUAACGGCAGCCUCCCCCUAUCCCACAAAAAAAAAACACCAAGCUUGGGAAGUCGCUGUGGUUUGUGUGGGUACUUUAGCGUGACAACUAAAUGUUAGGGCCAAGUGUUGUGAGUUGGUAGGUAGGGCCUGUUUGGCCAAGAAGCCAGAUUUCUGGCUCGUGUUGUGUUCUUGGCUUAGUGGUAACAAGGGGGGAAUAGGGGUGGGGGUUAAUCCUUAGAUCUGCCUGAGAAAGCAAAGAGGGGAGGGGAGUGAGGAGUAGCAGCCACGGCCGGUUCUCCAAGGGCAUCAAUCCAAGAGACGUCGACUGAGCUUCUCCCUUUCAAUCUGAGACUAUUUCUUAAGUGAAGGGGGUGCCCUUUGGUUUCCGGAAACCGCUAGAAGUUCUCCGGCGUCUUGCUGCAGAAAGGCAAACCGAAGAUCCUUGGAAACUAGUUGGCUGGGUUUGUUGACAUUUCUACAGGAAGAGAAAAUGCCAGGGCCUCAAGAAGAUGUAAUGUGGCUGAUGUAAAAUAAAUGAAAUUCACACACACACACACACACACACACACACACACACACACACAGUUAAGGUGGACUUAGAAAGGCCGCUUGGUUUUCUUUCCUUUUCUAUCUUUCUUAGCAAAAGUCGUUGGGAUGUAGUAUGUAGAAGGUGCCUACCGAAAGCAAUUGGUGUCAAGAGUUCCAGCUUUUAGAAGACUUGAGGUGGAUUUGAACUCAUGACUGGUUCUCUAGCUGAAUCAAACUGCAGAGCUCAAAAAAACAAGCUGAAUCUUCCAGAUCACCCAAGUGACUGCUUUGCUGUGGUCUAGCUGAUUUGUUAUUAAACCAGUUAUUUUAAGUCA
Messenger RNA from Podarcis muralis (Common wall lizard), 2612 nucleotides. RefSeq names its product ST8 alpha-N-acetyl-neuraminide alpha-2,8-sialyltransferase 2 (gene ST8SIA2). The record is from RefSeq and is a predicted model, not a curated record. Gene Ontology annotation, molecular function: alpha-N-acetylneuraminate alpha-2,8-sialyltransferase activity. Lineage: Eukaryota; Metazoa; Chordata; Lepidosauria; Squamata; Lacertidae. Gene Ontology annotation, biological process: N-glycan processing; oligosaccharide metabolic process.